AAACUGUCAUUUACAAUUUCAACACACACGCUAUCUGUCACUUUGUGCCAAUUUAAACGUUUUUUUGGAUGAAACUGAACCAUUUAUUAAGUGAAUCGGUUAUUAAUUCGAUCAAAAAGUUCCAAUAAAUCGCUUUGUGCGUUACCGGGUCAAAAUUUUCGCAAUCCUUGCGGGAAUUAGUGCGCGACCGCACCCACUUGGUUCAAUUAAACGAAAUCCGUCUACGGAAGAAGCCAACAUAGGCCUCUCAGAUACCGCGUUGAUGGACAUGGUUGUGUCAAAUUUACAACAACAACGUGCUGUGACGGAGCAGUUGCGCCGCGAGGCCGGUAUAAAAAGAAUUCCGGUGUCGCAAGCUGUCGAAGAGAUCAUCAAAUACAUCUCGGAACAUGAACAGGAAGAUUGUCUUUUGGUUGGGUUUUCCAAUCAGCGUGUGAACCCGUUCCGCGAGAAGAGUCCGUGUACGAUUAUUUAAAAGGAUGUAUUUAUUAAUUUCGUUAUUAUUUAAAAGAAAAAUGGAUAAAAGUAUCUUAAUUUUUAAUAUUUACAAUGCGCCUAAAUGUAAUAAGAAUAACCUCUUUUAAAUCGGUGUUUAUAGAGGAUAAUGUAUCUAAAAAUGUGUUUGAUUUAAUCUUUUUUUAUUUUGUAAGGUUUUUAUCAAUAUAAAAAUGUAAUGUAGG
This is a messenger RNA of Onthophagus taurus, 680 nucleotides long. It is a transcript of the gene Ggamma1, whose product is annotated as guanine nucleotide-binding protein subunit gamma-1. Lineage: Eukaryota; Metazoa; Arthropoda; Insecta; Coleoptera; Scarabaeidae. Gene Ontology annotation, biological process: G protein-coupled receptor signaling pathway. Gene Ontology annotation, molecular function: G-protein beta-subunit binding. The record is from RefSeq and is a predicted model, not a curated record. Gene Ontology annotation, cellular component: heterotrimeric G-protein complex.